This is a messenger RNA of Salvia miltiorrhiza (redroot sage), 1399 nucleotides long. Its product is annotated as zinc finger protein 8-like. The transcript has a single exon. The coding region runs from base 537 to 1232 and encodes 231 amino acids. The record is from RefSeq and is a predicted model, not a curated record. Gene Ontology annotation, biological process: response to gibberellin; trichome morphogenesis; trichome differentiation. Lineage: Eukaryota; Viridiplantae; Streptophyta; Magnoliopsida; Lamiales; Lamiaceae. Gene Ontology annotation, molecular function: DNA-binding transcription factor activity.
UUCCCAUCUUUCUACAUCACCACCAGGAUUAAAUUUUCAAACAAGAAUCGAUUUUUGAUGGUUGGAUUUAGCCUUUUUUUUUCCCCAGAAAAGAAGAACAAAUAAGAGCUCAAUAAUAUUUAACCUACAAUAUUGAUGAGUUUUGUUAGUUCUUUGUGUCCUUGCUAUACACAAAUAAUAGGGCUCGUGAUCAUUAAUAUGAGACGACAUGCAGUUUACAAAAGUACUCUUCUCCAACCAUAUAUAUUACGUACACUCAGCUAUUAGAGAAAUACAUAAUGAAGAAACUACAACUAGUCAUAUAAGUGGAGAAAAACCAAGCCCUAAAAAAUUUAACCUAAACAAAGUACUAUAGUAAUUAGACUCCAUAAUGCGUGUAUACAGAUAAUAUCGUAUGCAGUGUGUGAAAAAGUAGAAUUUAUGCGCCCGGCCCCACCAAUCCAUAUCCUCUCCCAUUCCCAUAUACAACAACUCUCCUCCUCCCCUCUCACAUUUUCUUUUCUCCUCCUCUUCCCAGAAUUCUCUCAUCAAGCUCCAUGGAUAAAACUACUGAGAGAGAGACUCGAGACUUCAUGAGCGUCGAGUCCUUCUCUCAGCUUCCCUUCAUCCGCUCUGCGCCCCGUGACAAGGGUGCAGCAGGCGGCAUAAGGCUGUUUGGCCAGGAAUUUGGCAGCACGAACGAUCACUCCGACUCCAACGACGAAAGCGACAAUCAAGACGGGGAGGCCAACAACGGCGGUGGCGGCGGCAGCAGAAAAUUCGAGUGCCACUACUGCUGCAGGAACUUCCCUACUUCCCAAGCCCUCGGCGGCCAUCAAAACGCCCACAAAAGGGAGCGGCAGCAGGCCAAGAGAGCUCACUUGCAGUCGGCAAUGCUGCAUGGCAGCUUGGCCGAUCCUCACGUCUACGGCCUAAUGAACUACAGCCGCCUCGGCUCAGCUCCGCCGCUGCCGGUGGCUUACCACUCUCCCAGCAGCAGGCUCUACGGCGGCUACGCUGCUCAGCCUCAGCCCAUCACCUGCAGCCCCUUGGCCUUCUGGCGAGUCCCGGCUGCUCUGGCGGCCUUCGCCGGCCGCACCCCGCAAACGCCGCCGCCGCCGCCGCCGUUGGCGUAUGGAAACAAGGAUGAGAUGAGGGCUUUGCCUAGCGUCCCCGCCUCUGAUCAGCUGCGCUUCGGAUACGAAUCAAAGGCUAAAAUGCAAGAACAUGUGAGUUUGGAUUUGCAUCUUUAGCUGAUUUUCUAGGAAAAAAAGACGAGGAAAAUUAUAAAAAUCGCUUAUUUCUCGAGGAAUAACGUCUCUGUUUCUUGAUUUUAUUUACAAGAAAUCACACUAGUGUGUAAAUCUCCUCGUUGAUGUACUUCGAUUAUUCCCACAUAUACAUUCAUUUUUCAUUAUUA